Messenger RNA from Dioscorea cayenensis subsp. rotundata (Guinea yam), 522 nucleotides. RefSeq names its product pyridoxal 5'-phosphate synthase subunit pyroA-like. The record is from RefSeq and is a predicted model, not a curated record. Gene Ontology annotation, biological process: pyridoxine biosynthetic process; amino acid metabolic process; pyridoxal 5'-phosphate biosynthetic process. Lineage: Eukaryota; Viridiplantae; Streptophyta; Magnoliopsida; Dioscoreales; Dioscoreaceae. The transcript has 2 exons. The coding region runs from base 1 to 522 and encodes 173 amino acids. Gene Ontology annotation, molecular function: amine-lyase activity.
AUGAUCGACGAGGAGGCUGGUGUCUACGUUAUUAUGGUCUUGGAGUGCGUCCUCGCCGACAUCCGUGCCCAUAGUAGUGUCACUCGCAUGUCCGGCCCUGGCCUCAUCAGGGAGGUCAAGCACAUUGUCGCCAUCCCAUUCACGGCUGAGGCUUGCAUCAGCUACUUUGUUGAAGCCUUCAAUUUCGAGACUAUCGGUGUUGGCUACAUCGACGAGUCGGGCGUCCUCACCCCGCCGACGAUGAGUAUCGCCUCAACAAGAACAGCUUUUGUGUUCCCUCUGUCUGUAACUACUGUAACCUUAACGAGGUUCUUUGCCGGCAAUGUUGUCAAGGGCGCUAGCUAUGCCCUCUCCGUCAAGAGUCUUAAGAGAUUUGUUAAGGGGCUGUGGCUUAAAGAAGAUACAGAUGCAGAUAUAGUUGAUCAAAGUGUUAAGUCUAAUGAUAAAGGCCAAGCAUAUAGAGCAUCUACAAAUUCCUACAGCAGCAAGGGCAAGAAGAAAUCCAGCUUUGAAAGCAAAUAG